AUAAUUGCUGGUGAUAGCGCCGAUUGUCGAUGUUUUUUACAACUUUACAAGAAGCACAUGAAAAGCUAUUUAUUUUCUUAUAUUAUAAGCUAUGUAUAAUUUUUUAAACUAAUUGCGCUGUGUAUUGCAAAACCAGAUGUUAGCUAUAAGAUGUGUUAUAUCAGCAAAACGCCCAAACGCCGUUCGCUUAAGACGUAUGUUUUUAUCAAGUUCAACGAGUGAUAUGGAAAACAUUAUAAAAGUUGGAAAAUAUAACAUUAACUAUAUGAAGGUUGGAAAUGGUCCUCACAAUGUUCUGUGUGCACCUGGUGCUCUAGGAUCAAUAUGGACUGAUUUCAAACCACAGGUAGAAGGAUUUGACAGGGAGAAGUUUACCCUAGUGGUAUGGGAUCCCCCAGGUUUUGGUAAGAGCAGACCUCCAGACCGUGAAUUUGCUACAAAUUUUUAUGAACAAGAUGCAGAUAUAGCUUAUGAAUUUAUGAAGGAAUUAAAAAUUCCCAAAUACUCUCUGCUGGGAUGGAGUGAUGGUGGCAUUAGCAGCAUCAUAUUGGCAGCAAAAUACCCCCAGGUUGUAGAAAGACUCGUUGUCUGGGGGGCAAAUUCGUUCAUGUUACCUACUGAAGUGGAAGGUUACAAAAAGAUCAAGGACGUCAGUGCCUGGUCCAAGAAGAUGAGGGAACCGAUGAUAGAGCUGUAUGGAGAAGAGAGAUUUACAAAUUACUUCGCGAAGUGGGUUGAUACCAUGGUAGAACUUUUUCAACUCAAAGACGGAAACAUCUGCUCGGAGUUCCUUCCCAAAAUCAAGUGUCCAACCUUCAUUUUGUAUGGCGAAAAGGACCCAUUAGUGGAUAAUGUUCAUGUAUCUCAUCUGCACACACAUAUAACUGGAUCAAGAAUAUAUUUGUAUCCAGAAGGCAAACAUAACAUACACAUUCGAUAUGCGGAAGACUUCAACCAACGGGUCCAAGAGUUUCUGAUGAUGAAAAUCUAAAGUGAAAUAUUUUGAUAUUAGACAGGCAGUCAUUUUAUUAUAUUCAUUGUUGUAUUAUUAGAUUCGGGUCAAAACUAAAUAAAAUCAACAGAAUUCCCAUA
Messenger RNA from Leptidea sinapis, 1092 nucleotides. RefSeq names its product valacyclovir hydrolase. Lineage: Eukaryota; Metazoa; Arthropoda; Insecta; Lepidoptera; Pieridae. The record is from RefSeq and is a predicted model, not a curated record. The transcript has 5 exons. Bases 137 to 991 code for a protein of 284 amino acids.